Molecule: messenger RNA, 1602 nt
Organism: Capsaspora owczarzaki ATCC 30864
Lineage: Eukaryota; Filasterea; Ministeriida; Capsasporidae
Exons: 2
Coding region: 37-1542 (501 amino acids)
Source: RefSeq, a predicted model, not a curated record
UUUGGAUUUCGACUUUGAGACAGUACAACCUCGACCAUGGAGCAAGAGCAAGAAGGCAAUCCCGCGCAUUUGCAGGACGAUCUCACACCCAAUCAGGAGCAAGACGAAAACAAUCACACAGAUGAGCAGGACAAUGUCGGGCCAGAUCCGCUCCAGCACUUGUUCUCGCACAAGCUCCCCACGCUCAGCAACCACGAACUACCGAACCUGCCAGCUGCUUUGAAUAACGAGCCCAAAUCUGGCGAGGCUUCUCAAUGCGCAGCUGUGCCAAGAACAAAACGCAAGGGUCAGAAAGCUCGUCGACACGCAAAGCGCUUGAAAGCUGUGCCGCCCCCACCAGAAUCAAAUCCUGAUUCGCUUGCUUCGCCGAUCAGCGAGGCGGCUCAGCAACCGGUGCCUUUGGAUGUUCAUCAAUGCGCCGAGCAUGUAGGAGUUGAGCCACCCGUCGCUGAGCAACCCGAACGUGCUUCGCCGAUCGAUGAGUCCAUGUGCUUCAACCCACAGUUUUGCUAUGCAAUUCUGCUCUCGCUUGACUACCCAGUUCUCGACGAGUACCCUAAAGGUUUUCAGCCUUUCAAUGGUGCCGUGUUUCUCUUCCGAACUGGCACCAAUAGGCGCUGGCGUGGCGGCUUGAACCACUUCGAAAAAGGUUACAAAACGGCCGAUGGUGGUACGAUAUACCGUUCGUCUCAACCAGGAGGAUUGUUCAGGCUAGUGUACCCUGUCGCCAAGAAUAUCGUGCUGAUUCGUUACAGCACGCAGACUCCGACAGCCGAAGCUGCCUCAGCCUCCUCGCGUUCGAUUGGCACCAACGAGCCUUCUGCUAUCGACGGGGCCUCCUCUUCCAAGCACCAGGCUGGCACCGGCAAGUCUCGGACUGAUCAAUCUGUCUCCAAGUCUAAGAAUCGCUCUGCCAAGUCCCCGAUUGGUCAAGCUGCCUCCUCCUCCUCCUCCCAGCUUGGGAUGGGCAUCGUCGAGUCUCCUGCUCACGUUGCCGCCCCCUCGAAGCCUGCGGCUAGCACUUCCACCAAGGCCCGUCGGCUCCAAAGCACGUCGCGCGCUUUUACCAAGCGCCCUGUGACUCCCGAAACCGAGCCCGAAGACGAGUCCGAUGUUGAGGAUUUCGAGGACGAUGCGGAGAGCACUGUUAGGUCGUACGGCUACACGGGCCCCAGCCCCGCCUCGACCGUUGGUUCUGAGGUGGACGCUGAAAACCAGAAUGAUUGGGCAAUCGGUGUUGCAGUUUCUGCCGUUCGUUGUGGCCUGUGCCCGUCUCAGGGAUACCAGCCCCUCCCGAACGACAUGCUCCCCAGCCCCGCUCAGAAUGCCUCGACAGCACAGGACUGGGAGACUGCCAUGGCUCCCUUGUUCGAUAUGAUUCCCAGCCCCGCAUGGAACGAGAACGUUGAUGUGGGGCAGGCCGGGAACGAAUGGACUUUUGAUUUGCUCCGCCUUAAUGAGCAAGACCUCGAGAACGACCCCGCCAUUAUCUAUGUGGCUGCUACUGUUGCCUGGAUUGCCAGUGAACUUAGGAAGAAGUAACCUGCGCCGCAAUGUCGGCGCACAGUUACGGCUGUUUGUUUGUUUGUUUGUUUGUUUGUU